CCUGCGUCACUUUUGCUGGUGGUGCCACCCGUGACCUGCCCGCCCGCUCAGCAGCGGUGCUCAGGGGUGGGCUUGCAACUUGUAAUUUCUAGAAGAUCUGUGAACCGAGCAGACAGAUUUGGUGUUGGGCCCAGGGUUGCUUGCACGUGCCCCACCAUGCUCUGAGGGGACCGGCGGAAUUGCAUGUCCUGCCGCUCAUGACAGGAUGACUUCGCAGAGUUGCCAGAGGGGUCCAGAGAGUGCACACAUGCCCCACAGGGGGCCAUGCCAUACUGCUCUCCGCAGUCCUGGCUCUUCACCGUGUGGCUGCGGCCUCAGACCACCCAAGACACGCGGAGGGCACGGCAAGCCAGUCAAGUCCAGCACUGCGGGCUCCUCCUGGGCUGCAGCGUGCCUGGCUGUCUUGCUGGGGCUGCUCUGGCUGCAGCACGUGCCCGUGGCAGGCGUGUUGGAAGUGAAGACCGCGGAGACGACACAGGUGGUAUCCCUACACGACAAUGUCACUGUACUCUGUGAAAUCCCUGGUUCACCCCGACUGGACAUCACGACCGUGGGAAUCAUCUGGUCUUUGAAGAAUGAGAGGAAUGAAUCCGAGGUCCCGAUAUAUGAGUUUUACGGAAAUCACCUGAAGGUGUUGCGACCUGGAGCCAAUGUGUCGCUGCUGGGGCUAGAGCGGGGUGACGCCUCCCUCCACCUGCCCAGCAUCAAGCUGAGUGAGGCGGGAGAGUACCGAUGCAAGCUGGUGGUCACCCCUGAAAAGGCAGAGGGAACGGCCAGGAUAGAUGUUGUGGCUGACCCGGCCUUAGAAUUGUUUGUGGAACCAGCUACACAGAGAAAUGGUGAACGGCUUAUAUGCAAGCUGGAUGGAUUCUACCCAGAAGCCUUUGACAUACAGUGGGAGAGACGCGCCCUGAAGGACUCCCACUUCCAAGUGAUUACCGAGGGCAUAAUCACUGGUCCCACUGUGAGGAAUGAUGAUGGCACCUUCAGUGUUACCAGCUCCUUGGUCCUGAAACCAGCUCUGGAAGACCAUGAGGUUAUCUACUACUGUGUGGUGUCACACAGAUCCUUUCAUGUCCCCAAGAAGCUUAAUGUUACACUGCCUAAGAAAGGAUCUGUGGAGAUAUAUGUUACCAUUGUUGGUCCCUGUGUCCUGCUGGGUGUGGUGCUGAUUUUGACAAAAGUUUUUUGCCCCUGGACAUGGUAAGACCCUACAAGACAAAGCCCAGCUGUGAUCAAGGUGCUGCGUGUCAUCUUGCAGGAACCCUUAAGUGAAGAAAAGCCACAAAGCCUGUGGCUUGGCCUGAACCUUUGCAGCUAUCUCUUCCUUUUGUCCUUCAAGUGGGCAGCCCCUUGACUGGGGUCCAGCUGUUUGACGGGCUGUUUGCUAAGAAAGCUUAAGCUGUAAUUUUUUAAAGAUCAAUUUUUAGGAUUAUUUUCUACAUGAUAUACUUAAUCAUGAAAACACAGUAUGCCAGAACUUCCAGUGAAAAUGGUCUGCGGGGGACAUUUCCAGCUCUAAGUGCCUAUUAAUAUAAAUAACUUAAUGAUGCAUCAUUAAGGACCUUGGAAAAACAAGCUCAAGCCAAACCCUAAAUCUAUGGUUGUAAAGAGUUAAGAUUAGGACAUAAGUUAGGAGAUUAAUCAAAUGGAAACAAAAAAGCAUGUUAAUGACUCCAAGGAACAAAGGGUUUGUCCUUUGUAAAUCUGAUCAACAAAUCCUUACCCAGGCUACCUGGCAGGAAGCAAAGCCCACUUUACUAAAGUCAGAACCACUCAGAAACUCAGGGAAUCACUAGGACAUUCUUUAAAAACAGAUAUUCCACUAAAUUAGAAAAUUUUAAAGUAUUGGAUGAAUUACUUGGUGCAUAUAAUCUACCAGAAUUAAACCCAGAUGAGAUAAAUAAUUUAAACAAAUCUGUUAGGGCCAGGCGGUGGUGGCGCACGCCUUUAAUCCCAGAACUCGGGAGGCAGAGGCAGGUGGAUCUCUGUGAGUUUGAGGCCAGCCUGGUCUACAGGGCUACACAGAGAAACCCUGUCUCAAAAAACAAAAUAAAACAAACGAACAAAAAAAGACCCAGAAACAAAACAAAACAGACAAACAAAAAACAGAAGCAAAAAACCCCAGAUCUGUUAGCAGCAGUGAGAUUGAUGUAAUAAUAAUGAUAAUGAUAACAACAACAGUGUCUCCAGAUAAUGCAGCGUUCAGGCCCUGACAGACUCACUGGCGAAAGCUACCAGAUCUUCAGCAAAGUGCUCAGACCAGCCCUUCUGAAGACAGAAAAGGUCGUACAAACUCAGCAUUAGCGUCAUACCAAAACUAGAUGGAGACACAACAAGAAAGGAAAUAUUUUUUUAACAUUUAUUAUUUAUUUAUUUAUUGCAUGCGUGUGAGCUUACCCGUGCAUGUGGAGGUCAGAAAAAACAUUACUGUGUUUUCAUAAAGUCAGGCAGGAGACAAGGAUGUCCACUUUCUCUCCUUUUACUCAAUGUACUUCUUGGAGUCUUAGCUAGGGCAGUGUGACGAAAGUUACAAAUCAUUAUGUAUACCUGUCUGUUUACCAGUCAUCUGUCUGUCUGUCUGUCUGUCCGUCUGUCUGACUGUAUGUAAUCAAGGCAAAUAGAAGGAGUAUCAGGACCAGUAAGAUGGCUCAGCCUGGGCACCUGAGUUCCAUUCCCAGAAUAUAAGUGAAGGUAGAAGGAGUUGUAUAGUUGCCCUCUGACCUCCACACACUCCCCAUGGCACGCCCUCCCCAUCGUGCACGCACACAAUAAGACAAGGACUGUGGAUUGUAGAUAGGAGAGGACACACCAAGGUCUCCUCGUGUGCAAGUGACAAGAAUGAGGACCUCAGCAACUCCCCCAGCACACCGCUUACACUGGUGUUUCCUUAAAUGACCUGUUUGGAAGCAACUUUUGUGCUUUCCGUGUCUGUGACCAGGACCUUGUAAAGCUGUGUAUGUGGAUUUGAUGUGUUAUUCAGACGUUUACAAAGCCGAGUGGCCCUUGGUUGCUCUCUUUUAUGUGAAAUAUAUUGUGACCAAGGGAAGACUUGACAAGCACAGCCCUGCUAUUUGAAGCUCUUAUCUACCUCUGUUUGCCUUGAAAUGAGUGUUUUGUUAUAUGUAUGAGAUGCAUUUGCACUGCAGAGAAACGGUCUGUUUGUGGACCUUACAGUUUUACAGUGUAGACCUGCUGGCCAAAGAGUCUUAAGUUAUUCUUCUCUGACAGAGAAGAGAUUUCUGUGCAAUGACCAUGAUCAAUUCUGGCUCCCUAACUUGCUAAAGGUUUUUGUGUUCUGUUGUGUUACAUAAGCCUUCUAAGAUGCAAAGCUUGGGGGAACAGGAAGUCAAUGCCCUCCAAACUAGAACUGCUAAUGGUGCUUUCUGAGGCAGGAUAGAAAAACAGGGGAGAAUAUGGGGAGAGGAUGGAACCCCUGCUCUGGAGUCUGGUCGGAGCCUCUCACCAGCUUAAAAGAAAGUUUUGGCGUAAUUCAUAUUGUUAACAACAGGGACAUUUAUGUUAAGAGUGUUAAAAUAGCAAUACACCAGGUCUCCGUGUACAGGGUCCCAGGCAAGGCCUCCCUCCUCCCCAUGGGUUUUGUGAACCUCCCGACAAAAAUAGCUUUGUUUACAGUGGGAUGUUCUAACUGCCUGUAUCUCUGCAUCCUAUACUUGUCCCCCUGCCAGGUGCACCUCAGGGAUCAUCCUUUGGAGACAGUGACUUCCAAAGCCAUCAUAAUUCUGUGUAUAAUUUAGACACAGCACUACACACCUUUAAUGUAGCCCUUGGAGUCAGAUCUCUGAAUUUGAGGCUAGCUUGAUCCACACGGUGGCUCCCAGGCCAGCCAGGGCUAUGCCAUGAGACCUUGCCUUAGACAAGUACAAUAGAUAGUAAACUCCAUGUAGUAACAUUGUAAAACCCAUGAAGGAAGCUUGCUGCCGAUUUUAUUUUUUUUUCUUUCUCUCAAGUGCCUUUUUUUUGGUCCUUGUGUUGAAAUGUUUGGUAAAAAUCUCUUUGUAAUAAACUCCAAAUAUCCUUCA
Messenger RNA from Mesocricetus auratus (golden hamster), 4043 nucleotides. It is a transcript of the gene Ncr3lg1, whose product is annotated as natural killer cell cytotoxicity receptor 3 ligand 1. The transcript is spliced from 6 exons. Gene Ontology annotation, cellular component: adherens junction. NCBI's taxonomy places the organism in Eukaryota, Metazoa, Chordata, Mammalia, Rodentia, Cricetidae. Gene Ontology annotation, biological process: homophilic cell-cell adhesion; heterophilic cell-cell adhesion. The coding region runs from base 206 to 1207 and encodes 333 amino acids. The record is from RefSeq and is a predicted model, not a curated record.